Messenger RNA from Nematolebias whitei (Rio pearlfish), 3279 nucleotides. Its product is annotated as neural cell adhesion molecule L1-like protein. The record is from RefSeq and is a predicted model, not a curated record. Gene Ontology annotation, cellular component: plasma membrane; axon. NCBI's taxonomy places the organism in Eukaryota, Metazoa, Chordata, Actinopteri, Cyprinodontiformes, Rivulidae. Gene Ontology annotation, molecular function: protein binding. Gene Ontology annotation, biological process: axon guidance; cell-cell adhesion.
CUGGGAAGGAAUUGCUGCUUCUCUCAUGGGGACUGGGGCUGAGAACAGAAUACAAUCUUGUACGGCACCACCAGCCUACGAGAGAAAUGAACUGAGGACAGCACCUGUUUGUUGAGAACAGCCAAGAUCCUACAGUGAAACUAUGAGGUUGCAGAGAAGUUCGGGACUUGCCGCCAUGCUGAUCAUCAUUGCCUGUAUUUGUGCCUUCCAUACAACCACAGCCAUGGACAUUCCUCUAGAGGUUUUGGGUGACAUAAACAUUGAGCAGCUGCCCACCAUCACAGCUCAGCCCCCCAGCUCUCUCAUCGCCUUCCCUUUUGAUGAGAGUUUCCCCAUGACAUGCGAAGCCAAGGGGAAUCCCAAGCCAGAAUUCAGAUGGACAAAGAAUGGCCAUGAAUUCAACUACACUGCAGACCCCUACCUGAUGAAAGAAGACAACUCUGGGACCUUUGUGAUCCCUAAAACUGAGAACCUGACAGAGUACCAGGGCACCUAUCGCUGCUAUGCCUCAAACAAACUGGGGACGGCCAUUUCCAGGGACAUUGAGUUCAUUGUGCCAAAUAACCCAAAAUUCCCUAAAGAAAAGCUUAAUCCAGUUGAGGUGGAUGAAGGGCAGCCUUUUAUUUUGAAAUGCGACCCACCCAAAGGUAUUCCUCCUCUGCAGAUCUACUGGAUGAGCAUCAAUCUGCGCCACAUCGAGCAGGACGAGAGGGUGUCCAUGGGCCUGGACGGAGACCUUUACUUCUCUCAUGCCGUGGAGAAGGACAGCAGGAGGGACUACUGCUGCUUCGCCUCUUUCCCAAGGAUCCGAACCAUCGUUCAGAAGACUGCCAUGUCUGUCAAUGUCAAACCAAGAAAAAGUGACAGUCCUGAACGUGCUAAUGCCAUUUUGGAGAGAAGACCCUCUCUGCUGACGCCCCCUGGUGUCAAAUCAGAGAAACAGCUCGUCAAAGGAGAAGACUUGAAACUGGAGUGUAUUCCAGAAGGAAUAGUUGGCCUGGCAGCACCAACAGAGCCUCCAGAGUGGGUGUCAGAGCCACAGAGUCAGCUCAGCAUGAUCGGCUCAGAUGUGCUCGUCAAGUGCUCAGCCAGGGGGACCCCGCAGCCGACCAUCACAUGGAGGGUGAACGGUAAACCUCUGCGGGAUUCUCCAGCGACCAACAGGAAGGUAUUUGAUGACACCAUAAUGUUACACAAUGCCAAAGCUUCUGACAGCGCGGUGUAUCAGUGCGAGGCCUCCAACAAACAUGGAACCCUCUUAUCUAAUGCCAACAUCAUGGUUAUGAAUCUCCAGCCAAUAAUUCUGACCAAGAAUGAGGAGGAUUAUUCUGCAGUGGAAGGCAACGGAGUGAUGCUGCACUGUAAAGUCUUCAGCUCUCCUCCAUCCUCAAUCAGUUGGAGCAAAGAGGACUUCUCUGAAUCUGUUGAGGGACCCAGGUUUACCGUUCAUAGUAACGGCUCUCUGGAGAUCUACAGGGUGGAGAAAGGAGACGCGGGACAGUACACGUGUUCCGCCAAAAACACAGAGGGAUCAUCGGACAUCGAUGCCAUGCUUUAUGUAAAAGAUCCCACCAAAAUAGUGGAGGCCCCAAAGGACCAGCAGAUCAUAAAAGGUACCACAGCCCUGCUCUCCUGCCUGGCAGAGUACGACAAGUCCUUCAGCUACGACUUUGAGCUCCUGUGGGAAAAAGAUGGUGCAGAGAUUGUUUUAAACUAUACUGAGAAUUCAGGAUACUUUCUGGAGAAUGGCACUCUUCACAUUGACAGCGUGAACUACAGAGACCAGGGUUUGUAUACCUGUGUGGCCAAAACUCCAGUGGACACAGCCUCAGCUUCAGCCCUGCUCAUGGUGUUAGAUGUCCCAGAUGCACCUGAGAACUUGGUCCUGUCCGACCACAAGAGCAAAAGUGUGAAACUGAAAUGGACCCCCGGGGAUGAUCACAACAGCUCAAUCACAGAGUUCAUUAUUGAAUAUGAAGAGAACAAGUGGGAGCCAGGAAACUGGAAGGAGCUGCUCCGAGUACCUGGUAACCACAACUCAGCUGUCCUCAAACUCCACGGCCACGUGGACUAUCGCUUCCGAGUAUCUGGCGUGAACUCUGUAGGUGUGGGGCUUACCAGCGAGCCCACAGAGAGAUACAAAACCCCCGCAGCAGCCCCAGACAAGAACCCUGAAAAUAUCAAAAUCGAAGGUCAUUUGCCACAUGAAAUGGAUAUCAACUGGGAGCCCCUGCUACCCAUUGAGCACAACGGUCCCGGCCUGGAGUACAAAGUGAGUUACAGACGACAGGAUGAGGAGGAAGAAUGGACGGAACACACGGUGAAGAGGCACUCGUUCGUGGUCAAGAACACGCCCACGUUUGUGCCAUACGAAAUCAAGAUCCAGGCCAAGAACAACCAGGGCUGGGGCCCCGAGCCCAAGAUAGUGACUGGCUACUCAGGAGAAGACUUUCCCACCUCUGCACCUGAUGAUGUUGCCGUAGAGGUGAUGAACGGCUCGGUAGUCAAGGUUACCUGGACACGAGUACACAAGGACAAGCUGCGUGGACAUCUGGGAGGCUACAGGAUAAACUGGUGGCGUCUCCGCAGUCUGGUGGACUUGAAGAAAAGCCACGGAGACAAACACACGUUGACGUUCCCUGGGGAUCGAAGUCAUGCCACAUUGCCGGGACUGGUGCCCUUCUCCGAGUACAGCCUCAUUGUCAUGACCUUCAAUGGGCGGGGAAACAGCCCAGGCAGCCAUCCUGUGAACUUCAAAACUCCAGAGGGAGUCCCUGUGAAAAAUCCAGUUUUCAGGGUCACAGAUGUGCAGAGACACUCAGUCUCACUGGCCUGGGCUCCUCCAUUGGAGCCUAAUGGGAUCCUCACUGGGUAUCUCCUUGAGUACCAACUCAUCAAUGACACAGAGGAGGUGGGGCUCCUGCAGACCGUUGACAUCAGCAACCCUGACACCACCAAGUGGGUCCUGCGUGACCUGGAGCCUCUGAGCAAAUACAAGUUGUACCUGCGAUCCUGCACCAUGGUGGGCUGCGGGCCCAUUGUAAGCGAGGAAUUUACCACCGCUCUGGAAACAAGUCUGGCCAGCGUCCACCACGGAAUAUCCACCCAGGGCUGGUUUAUUGGCCUGAUGUGUGCCAUCGCUCUUCUCACACUCAUUGUCUUGAUCGCCUGCUUUGUCAACAGAAAUAAAGGAGGGAAAUAUUCUGUUAAAGAAAAAGAAGAUCUUCAUCCAGAUGUGGAGUCCCAAGGCAUGAACGACGACACAUUCUGUGAAUACAG